AUGCCUUGCCAUCGACCCGAACAAGAGCUCACAGGACAAGGCCAAGAGAUGACGGAGAUGGAGGUCAAGAAGCUGGGCAUGGUCGGCGCAGGGAGCAUGGGCGGCAUGAUGACGCUCCUGUGCGCCGAGCACGGCAUCGAGGUGCACAUGUACGACCCUGCGACGGAGAACGUAGACCACGUCCUCACGCAGGCAGAGAAGGCCGGCCUCGACUCCAAGACCUUCCAUCAAAAGGACUACGAGUCGCUGUGCAAGUCCCUGCCCUCAGACGCGCCCAAGGUCUUCAUCCUCAGCCUUCCGCACGGCUCCGCCGGCGACAAGACCAUCGACGGCCUUGAGCCGCACCUGCGCGAGGGCGACGUCAUCCUGGACGCAUCCAACGAGCGGUGGACCAGCACCGAGCAACGGCAGGAGCGCCUACGGCCCAAGGGCGUGCACUUUGUCGGCAUGGGCGUCAGUGGCGGGUACCAGGCCGCGCGCCACGGACCCUCCAUCUCGCCGGGGGCCAGCUCGCCGGCGGCGUGGGACGCCGUGUGGCCGCUGCUGACGAAACUCGCGGCCAAGGACAAGUCGGGCAAGCCGUGCACGGCGAAGCUGGGCCUCGGCGGGUGCGGUCACUACGUCAAGAUGGUGCACAACGGCAUCGAGCACGGCAUGAUGACGGCGCUGUGCGAGGCGUGGGGCCUCAUGGGCCGGUGCUUCGGCUGGUCGUACGAGGAGAUGGCGGGCGUCCUGGAGCGGUGGAACACGGAGCCCGACAGCCCGCUGCGCGACAACUUCCUCGUUGAGAUCGGCGCCGAGAUCUGCCGCACCAGGGACCCCAAGGACAGCAGCAAGUUUGUCCUGUCCGACAUCCGUGACAAGGUGGUCCAGGACGUGUGCGAGGAGGAGGGCACCGGCACCUGGACCGUCGAGGAGGCCGCCAGGCUGCAUGUGCCCACGCCCAGCAUCGCAGCCAGCCACAUGUUCCGCGUCCAGUCGGCGUACGCGGGUCGCAGAGAGGCGGCGCACAAUGCGUUCCGCGACGCGGGCGUCGACGUCGUGCCCGCGGCGAGCCCGGCGCAGGCGCAGACGGCCGAGGGUAAGCUGAAGGCAGCCGGGUGGCUGCGCGACGCCACGUACGCGAGCUUCCUGCUGUGCUUCGUGCAGGGGAUGCACCUCAUCGCGGCGGCGGACGACGAGCACGGCUGGGGGCUGGACUACGCCGACGUGAUGCAGCUGUGGCGCGGCGGCUGCAUCAUCGAGUCGGACGCCCUCAUCGACAUGCUCGACGGCGUGUACAAGUCCGGCGCGGCCGACAAGCACAACCUGCUGGCCCACCCGACCAUCGCGAACGAGCUGAGCCCGCUCACGGCGUCGUUCCGCGGGCUGGUCGUCGACGCCAUCAGGCUGGACGCGUAUGUGCCCGCGCUCAGCGCAAGCCUUGAGUACCUCAAGUACUCGAUCUCGACGGACUUGCCCACGAGCUUCCAGGAGGCACAGCUAGACUUCUUUGGCAAUCACAUGUAUGACCUCAAGAGCGAGGGGCCGGGCGAGCCGGUCAUGGGGAAGCAUCAUUAUGAGUGGAGGCCUGCGAGGGGGUUGAAGGAGAUGGAGGAGGCGACCAAGAAGAAGGAGGAGGGGAGCGAGGAUGUCUACCUCAACAUUUAUACCAGACCAGACCAGAAGAAGCAUGCGACACAGCAUCCAUCAUUUUGUCUUCUUCGGCUCCGAGGAGCAGCAGCCUUUGUCGACACCAACCCGUUCGAAUACUAUCCUAUCCACUCAACCAUCCUACCACCCACUCACCUCUCCUGCUCCCUCUUUGCGUUGUUCUUUCGGUCACCCCCUCUUCUCCAUGUCGCGGUGGCAUUCGUCUUGAUCUUCAUGUUAUCCCCUUUCCAGUUCUCCCUCCUUCGCAAUGGCCUGCGACUCGUCUUCCCCGUGUCGCUGGUCCUGAGCCUGCUCCUGACCGUCUACCUGUACACGUAUCCCCUCUUUCUCUCCUGCGCCUUUCCUCUGCCUCAAUCUUCCACCUCCAGCUCGCACAAUGGCGGCAACGGUCGACUCUCCGCCCUCUUCGAAACAGCGAAACUCCAUCUCCCCUUCACGGAUCUGACCGCGACGACAAGGGACGGGGACGGCCCCAUCCGUUCGUCCCCUCGGCGAAUAGCUCCUUUCCGACUGCUGGCCCUGGGCGAUCCCCAGCUUGAAGGCGAUACCUCAAUUCCCAAUUACUACAAGGACUCCUCCUUCCCACACCUCAAGACCUUCUACUCCCUUCUGGUCUCCCGCAGCGACGACCAUCCUACCUUUCGAUCCAGCAAGAGACAAGCCUUCCACGACCUCGUCGACUUCUUUUUUGACGACAUCCCUGAUACCUUCGAGAGCGUGCGCAAGCGAAUCGACCUCUUCGGCAACGACUUCUACCUUGCUCACAUGUACAGGACUCUAAAUUGGUGGACUGUCCCAACACACACCACUGUACUAGGAGACCUGGUCGGAAGCCAGUGGAUCUCGGACACUGAGUUUGAAUGGAGAGCAUGGCGAUACUGGAACCGCGCCUUCAAGGGCGGGGAGCGCAUGCCAGACGAGAGCGCAUCAUGGCCUGCCGAGGAGUACGACCUGGCAGGAUACCUGGGCAAGAGCGUCUACAAUGAGACAUGGCAGCGGCGCAUCAUCAAUGUGGCCGGCAAUCACGAUAUCGGCUACGCGGGCGACCUGAACAAUGAGCGCAUGGAUCGCUUCGAGCGCGCUUUUGGCAAGGCCAACUACGAGCUACGCUUUGAGCUGCCCACUUCAGUGCUGUCGCCCGCCGGCGCGAGCACCAUCCGCAACGACUCCGCGUCCAACGACGAGAACUACAAUGGCCAGGACGACCGGCUGGUGCCCGAGCUGCGCAUUGUUGUGCUCAACGACAUGAACCUCGAUACCCCGGUCCUGUCAUCCGAGCUGCAGGACCAGACCUACCGUUUCGUCAACGACAUCAUCAACACCGCCACAGCGGUCGAAUUCAAGGGCCACUCCACAGUGCUCCUGACCCACGUGCCGCUGUACAAGCCCGAGGGCGUGUGCGUCGACGCCCCGCUCUUCACCUUCCACGACGUCGACGGCACCCUCAGGGAGCAGAACCAGCUCUCGGCCGACGCGUCGCGCGGCAUCGUCGAGGGCAUCUUCGGCCUGAGCGGCGACUCCAUGGCCCCCGGCAACGGCCUCGGCAGGCGCGGCGUCAUCCUCAACGGCCACGACCACGAGGGCUGCGACACCUACCACUACAUCAACCAGAGCUACGGGGAAAGCCCCGCCGACAGGGAGUGGCAGGUCAUGCGGCUCGGCGAUGCCGCCGCCGAGGGCGUCCCGGGCGGGCCCGGCCUGCCUGGCGUGCGCGAGCUCACGGUCCGCAGCAUCAUGGGCGGGUACGGCGGCAACGCCGGGCUGCUGAGCGCGUGGUUCGACGAGGACGAGUGGCAGUGGAGGUUCGAGUUUGAGAACUGCGCGCUGGGGACGCAGUACGUCUGGUGGGGCAUCCACGUGCUUGACUUGAUCACGGUUGGGCUCGGGCUGGCGUAUGCUGCUGUCUCGUUCCUAGGCGGCAGCAGCCAAGGGGAGGAGAAGAAGGUGGUGGCGGGUAGGGUUGGGAAGACGGCUGUUGUAAAAGAAAAUGGCCGUGGCGCCGGAGUUGAACAGCCUGUGACUUCCACGGAGGCGAGGACUGGAGAGACUGUAAAAUCAUGA
Messenger RNA from Diaporthe amygdali, 3714 nucleotides. RefSeq lists its product as uncharacterized. Gene Ontology annotation, biological process: pentose-phosphate shunt; pentose-phosphate shunt, oxidative branch. The record is from RefSeq and is a predicted model, not a curated record. Lineage: Eukaryota; Fungi; Ascomycota; Sordariomycetes; Diaporthales; Diaporthaceae. Gene Ontology annotation, molecular function: phosphogluconate dehydrogenase (decarboxylating) activity; NADP binding. The transcript has 5 exons. The coding region runs from base 1 to 3714 and encodes 1237 amino acids. Gene Ontology annotation, cellular component: cytosol.